This is a messenger RNA of Mycotypha africana, 228 nucleotides long. RefSeq lists its product as uncharacterized. The record is from RefSeq and is a predicted model, not a curated record. Gene Ontology annotation, molecular function: RNA polymerase II cis-regulatory region sequence-specific DNA binding. Lineage: Eukaryota; Fungi; Mucoromycota; Mucoromycetes; Mucorales; Mycotyphaceae. The annotation marks the transcript as partial. Gene Ontology annotation, cellular component: cytoplasm; nucleus. The transcript has a single exon.
AUGGAUACUACUGCUACUUCUGCUAUUUCUACCGUUAGCAAUUCUGCUACAGCUUCAACGCAUCGUCCUUAUCAGUGCGACUUUUGUUACAAAUCGUUUUAUCGUCUCGAACAUAAAGUACGUCACGUUAGAACUCACACCGGCGAGAAGCCUCAUGUAUGCAACUAUUUCAAUUGCGAUAAGCGUUUCUCACGUUCGGAUGAGUUAAACCGACAUAUACGUAUUCAU